Molecule: messenger RNA, 1551 nt
Organism: Penicillium griseofulvum
Lineage: Eukaryota; Fungi; Ascomycota; Eurotiomycetes; Eurotiales; Aspergillaceae
Product: Major facilitator superfamily domain, general substrate transporter
Exons: 1
Coding region: 1-1551 (516 amino acids)
Biological process (GO): transmembrane transport; carbohydrate transport
Cellular component (GO): membrane
Molecular function (GO): carbohydrate:proton symporter activity
Source: RefSeq, a predicted model, not a curated record
AUGUUUCAAUUCUUGAAAUUUGAUUGGAAACGCCACGGGUGGGCAAUCUUCUACUGUGGUGUAUCAGCAAUUGGUGCUCUUUGCUACGGCUACGAUAAUACUUACUUCAAUGGCGUCCUGGCAAUGCAACAAUUCAAAGAUGACUACGGAACGCAACGCAAUACAAGUGGCGACCUUGAAUUGUCCUCCUCUUUUCAGGCCGUGACCGCCUCGGCUAUCUAUAUCGGGGAUUUGCUAGGUGCAAUCAUUGCUGCACCUGUCAAUGAUCGAUGGGGCCGGAAAGCCACAUUUUGGCUGGCUUCUUUCUGUAUCUUGAUCGGCGGUAUCUGCCAAGUCGCGGAUACGAUUUAUGUGGAAGCGAUCGUCACCGUUGGGCGCAUUCUUAUGGGUCUCGGAGUCGGUCAAUUCACUGUCACAUCCUUGCUAUACAUUGGCGAAGUUGCACCCUCAGAAAUCCGUGGCCCAGCUCUGAUGAUGUUCCAAUUCCUUCAGUCUUGGUCACAAUUGGUUGCCUCGUGCAUCAACCAAGGCACCGAAAACCUCGAUAAUAAUUCCCUGUCAUACAAAAUCCCCAUGGGUGGCCUUAUUGUGCUGCCAUUAAUUAUGUUCGCUCUCUUACCACUCAUCCCGGAGAGUCCCACCUGGUAUAUGUUCAAGAAUCGCCGGGAAGAUGCCGAACAGAGCUUUCGAAAGAUCAACCGGAGUCAAGCUGACUAUGACCCAACUGCUGAUCUGGCCCAAGCUGAUAACACCAAGCGUAUUGAAGAGCAACACUCCGAGUUUUCUUCGUGGAAAUCGUUGGUCACAGAUCCGGUUGAGAGAAGAAAAGUCUUGUUUUCAGCAGGUGCGAUGUUCAGCCAACAAGUUUGCGGUAUCCUAUUUUUCUACGUCUAUGGUGUGGUGUUUGUGCAGGAAAUCGGAGUCCAAGACCCAUUCCUUGUGCAGAUCGUCAUUAACGUGGUCCAAAUCGUUGCUGUUGGUGCUUCCGUUAUUACUGGUAACAAGGCUCGCCGGCGUGUCAAUCUUAUGGUUACCAACUGCAUGAUGCUAGUGGCUUUCCUUGUGAUUGGAGGUAUCGGCACAAAACCCUUGACAACUGCAACACAAUACGUGAUUGUUGUCUUCUCAUUUGUUGUUGUCAUUGGAUUUAACUUCGGCAUGGGUCCCUUGGCCUAUACUGUCGCACGAGAGAUGGCAGUUGGCGUCAAUCAAAAUAAGAUCAUGUCAACGAGCAUUGUUGUCUUUUAUUUUACCACAUGGUUGAUCUCUUUCACCGCGCCUUACCUCUACUAUGAUGCUGGGCUUGGGCCAAUGGUUGGGUUUGUUUAUGCAGGCACCACCUGUCUCGCUCUGCUUUGGACUUGGUACUGCGUUGGAGAAACGGCGGGUCGGACCAGCUUGCAAAUAUCUCUCUUCUUUGCUGAGAAAAUCCUAGUGAGAAAAUGGAGAACACAUGUUUUCCCAGAAAAUCCUGUUGAUGACUUCAAACUAGCUCAUAACAAGGAGUCAGAAGUACGCGGAUUUACUGAGCAUGACGAGUUUGUGAUUUGA